This is a messenger RNA of Salmo salar (Atlantic salmon), 9195 nucleotides long. Lineage: Eukaryota; Metazoa; Chordata; Actinopteri; Salmoniformes; Salmonidae. The record is from RefSeq and is a predicted model, not a curated record.
AUGGAACAUUUCUGGGAUUUUUCCAUUUCAGUUCAUGAAUCAUGAAACCAACACUUUACAUGUUACCUUUAUAUUUUUGUUCAGUGUACAAUGGUGUUUGUUCUUCACUGGCUGCCCUUUUUCUUGUGGUAACCGGUCACACAUCUCUCUCCCUCUCUAGCAGCUUGCUUGCCUCUGUUGUCAUUGGCCACCUGCUGUGACAAGGGACAGCAGCAACCAUACAUUAACACGGUCUCAGAACAGAGAGUACCGGGACUAAUCGGUCCUCCCGAUAGACGCACUAACCAACCGGCGGAACCAAAACAGUUUCUUGUGCUGGUACAACCAGAGAAGUCGUGAGACUUCAUGAGAAGUCGCCUACAUGACAAGGAGUCUGCUUACGUUAGCUCAACCAACCAUAGCGGUUGCGAACGGCUGAUCAAACUUUGCAACCUGCUGUUUUUGUUACGGGCGACAGGAGACAGACGGGGAGUGCUCCUUGCCAGGAGACGGGUCUAAUCAUUAACCCGGGUUAGUUGCCCCCCUCAUUGGAGGAACUUCUUGCAUGGAUACAUCAUGGCUACGUUUGUCUGCAGGGUUCAGUUGCUAGACGACAUUGAUCCAUUCAACAGCACCAAUUUCCCGGAGCCGACGAGACCGCCGCACUACACGUUCCGAGAGGAUAUCCCGCUUAUCAAUCAGAUAGCAGGAGUCCACAGGCUUCUUAGAGCCCCUCAUAAGCUUGAUGACUGUGCGUUGCAGCUGUCCCAUAAUGGAACCUACCUGGACCUGGAGUCUUCUCUGUCUGAACAGAGGGACGAGCUGGAGGGCUUCCAGGAGGACACAGCAGGGACCAGAGGGAAGAAGCAUAGUGUUGUCUUGCGGACCCAGCUGACUGUUCGAGUACACGUGUGUAUCGAAAAACUCUACAACUCCAAUGGACGUGACUUGAGGAGGGCUCUCUUCUCUCUCAAGCAAACAUUUCAGGACGAUAAGGACCUGGUCCAUGAGUUUGUGAUGGCAGAGGGCCUUACCUGUCUCGUCAAGGUUGGAGCAGAGGCCGACCAGAACUACCAGCACUACAUACUUGGAGCUCUGGGACAGAUCAUGCUGUAUGUGGAUGGAAUGAAUGGAGUCAUCUGUCACAUUGAGACCGUCCAGUGGCUCUACACUCUCAUUGGCUCAAAAUUCCGUCCGGUGGUGAAGACAGCUCUGAAGUUGUUGCUGGUGUUUGUGGACUACUCAGAGUCCAACGCCCCUCUACUUAUAGAGGCCAUCACUACUGUAGACACCAAGAGAGGCUGUAAGCAGUGGUCUAAUGCCAUGGAGAUGUUAGAUGAGAAAGAUGGAGUGGACACAGAGCUACUGGUUUACGUCAUAACCCUCAUCAACAAGACCCUGUCAGCGUUACCUGACCAGGACUCCUUCUAUGACAUGGUGGAUGGGUUGGAGGACCAGGGGAUGGAGGCUAUAGCUAAGAGGUUCCUAGGGAGGAGAGGAACUGACCUGGACCUGAUGGAACAACUCACUAUCUACGAGGCGACUCUACGUCAUGAGGAUGGUGAUGAUGACUCUCAUCCUCCAACGGGGCUCUCUGGCCACAGGGACUGCCGCCGCGCCAUUUUCGGGGACAAGAGGAGGAGCUUGGAUAGGAGGCGGAGCCGCAGAGAAUCCUUAGGACGGUCUGGGAUCGCAUCCCCCUGUAGCCCAUCGCCUCAACGCUCUGGGUUCCAACCCUUCAAGGGAAGAGGAGGAGAGGACAUGAGCAAGAGAGAGGAGAAGUAUGAGGAAGAGGAGGAGGAGGAGGAGGAGGAACUUGAAGCUCCAAUCACAGAGUCUGAUUCUGAUGGGAUGGAGGGGCCUGAGAGAGGAACUAUUAGUGAGGCAAUACCCAGAAGAUCUACACAGAACCAGUCAACAGCCGGUGUUCACAGAACCAACUCCAUCAAUUCCUCCAACUGCAUCACUUUGAGAAAAGAGAAAGAAAAAAGAGAGAGAGAGCAGGAGGGAGAGAAAAGCUGCCUAACUCCUCCUCCUCCUCCUCCUCCUCCUCCUCUGCUGUCCUCCCCCACCUCCCCUCUAGCUGCUCCUCCUCCUCCUCCUCCUCUGCUGUCCUCCCCCACCUCCCCUCUAGCUGCUCCUCCUCCCCCUCCGAUCUCCUCCCCCACCUCCCCCUUGGCCCAGCCCUCUCAGCUGGCAUCCCUCCUCGCUAGGCGUAAGUCCUCUGUCACCGUCCCUGCUACCAAUGAAAUCAUCACGCGGGGUACCGUCCACCCCUCCCCUGAGCGCAUGCCCUACCUCCCCCACUCCCCCUUCCAUCUCUUCUCUUACGACUUUGACGAGGAACCGAUGCCGCAGGCUACCAAACAGGAAGUGGACUCCAAGGCUACUGCUGCUGCCAGGUCUCCUCUGGGUGGUCUCCUCUCCUCCUCCUACAGACAGCAUCAGGAGUCCCUGUCGGCCGAGAGAGAGAGACGACGUGCAGAGAGAGAGGAAAGACUGCAGAGGAUAGAGAGAGAGGAGAGGAACAAACACAGUCGAGACUAUGUGGACAAAAUGGAAGAAGCCAGGAUGGCACGGGAUGAGAGGUAUAAGCGCGUGGUGUUUGAGACCUUUGACCGAGUGGAAGCCUGCCCCCCUCUCUCCUCCCUGGCGUCUCAGGACCAGGAACCAGAGGAACCAGAGGAACCAGAGGAACCAGACACACCCUCAGAGACUGAACAACUGAAGCCAGAGCCCUUCACUUCCUGUCUAGAACCAGAAGUGGUAGAAGAGGUAGCAGAGGAGGAAGAGGUAGCAGAGGAAGAAGAGGAGGAAGAGGUAGAAGAGGAAGAAGGGGAGGAAGAGGUAGAAGAGGAAAAUAAUGAAAGAAAUAAACCUAAGCAUGACGCAGAGGAAGAAACAAGAGCAGGGAACGAGGAAGAAGAGGAGGAGGGGCAAGAGGAGGAAGAGGUUGAGACAACGCCAGAGAAGGAAGAGGAGAGGGAGGAUGGGGAAGAGGACAGUGGGAUCCUGAGCGACAAGGAACGACAGAAUGAAGAAGUGAAUGAGAAAGACAAUGUCUCGGCCUCCAGUAUCUCAUCUCCCAGCAGGACCCUGGAGAGAGAGGAGAGGGGGAGCAAUGACAAUGGGAGUGUUAAGGAGGUGGAUGUGAAUAAACAGUGCAGCAACAUCCUCAACAGCAAACGCUUCAUGGACAUGCUCUACUCCCAGAACAAGGAGCCCUGCGAGGAGGAAGAGGAUGAGGAUGAGGAGGGGAAGGAGAAAGGAGUGGAGGGAAAGGCCAACCAGGAUGCCAUCAGACUGCCUGACGAGGGAGAGGAAAAACACCCGGAAAAAACAGAAUCUCACUCCAACGUCAGAGUGUUCGCUGAACGUUUCGGGGAUCUAGUAAAGGGACUGGGCUCGCCUCACACCCCCCUCAAUAAACCCCCUCACGAGGCCCCCGUUGUAGAUCAAGAGAAGUCCCGUCCACCUUCCCCUAAGAAGGAGUCAGAUAGCAUCUGGGACCAGCUCCUGGCCAGUCCUAGGGAGCUGCGCAUCGGAGACAUGGACUUCACAGACCUGAAAGAAGAAGACGAUGAAGACAUUCUGAAUGCCGGUCUGAUGAGGGGUUCAGACUCCCUGUGUCCCCCUUCUCCACCAACCCCUAACCCUUACCUCUCUACCUGCCCCCUGCCCGGCUGCCCGCCACCACCCCCCAUGCCUCCCUUCUCCCCCACGGCCUCCGCCCCUCCACGUCAAUCAGAACCACCUCUGUUUCAGAAGAAGAAGACUGUCAGGUUGUUCUGGACUGAGGUGCUUCCGUCAGACUACCAGUACAUUAGCAGCAGGAGCAGUGGAGACUCUCUGUGGUUCAAACUAGAGCCGGUCAAGAUAGACACGUCCAAACUAGGACACCUCUUCCAGACCAAGUCCAAGGAGAUGCCUGUCACCAAGAAGACUGCGGCAGACGGUAAACGCCAAGAGGUCAUCGUUCUGGACUCCAAGAGGAGUAACGCCAUCAACAUCGGACUGACCGUCCUGCCUCCUCCUCGCACCAUCAAGACCGCCAUCCUCAACUUUGAUGAGUACGCACUCAACAAGGAGGGCAUCGAGAAAAUCCUGACGAUGAUCCCUUCGGAGGAGGAGAAGCAGAAGAUUCAGGAUGCUCAGCUGGCCAACCCUGACGUCCCCCUGGGCUCAGCAGAACAGUUUCUCCUCACCCUGUCCUCCAUCAGCGAACUGUCAGCCAGACUACAGCUCUGGGCCUUCAAGAUGGACUACGAGGCUACGGAAAUGGAAGUGGCAGAGCCGCUGCAGGAUGUGAAGGAGGGGAUGGAGCAGCUGGAGAAGAACAUGACGCUACGCUACAUCCUGUCUACGCUGCUUGCUAUAGGAAACUUCCUCAACGGCACCAAUGCCAAAGGCUUUGAGUUGAGUUACCUGGAGAAGGUUCCUGAGGUGAAGGACACGGUUCAUAAACAGUCUCUGCUGCACCAUGCCUGUUCCAUAGUGGUAGACAACUACCCUCAGAGUACUGACCUUUACUCUGAGAUAGGAGCUAUCACACGCUCUGCCAAGGUGGACUUUGACCAGCUGCAGGAAAACCUGACAAUGAUGGAGCGCCGUUGGAAAGCAUCAUGGGACCAUCUGAAGGUGAUGGCCAAGCACGAGAUGAAGCCCACCCUGAAACAGAAGAUGUCUGACUUCCUGAAGGACUGUGCUGAGAGGAUCAUUAUCCUGAAGAUAGUCCAUGGCAGGAUCAACAACAGGUUCCGUGCGUUCCUGCUGUACCUGGGCCACCCAGCCUACGGUGUGAGGGAGAUCGGUGUCCAACGUUUCAGUAAGAUCCUCAGUGAGUUCGCUCUGGAGUACCGGACCAGCCGCGACCGCGUCCUGCAGCAGAAACAGAAACGAGCCGACCACCGCGAACGCAACAAGACCCGCGGCAAGAUGAUCAUGGACGUCAACGCGCCCCCUGAUGAAGAGGAGGAAAUGGAGUCUGCAGGGCAGUAUGUUAGCAGCAGCAGUGCCCCUGGUGGCGUGGUGGAGAGCUUGCAGCCUCAGGGUUUAGGCCAUGCUGAGGAUGCUGCAGAGCAUGAGUUCAUGAAGGCAGUACUGAAGACCAGCCUGCAGGGCGGCGACAGAGAGACAUCAGGGGUGCCGAGGCUACGCACACGUACCAGGUCACGUCCAGGCCGAGGGGGUGAGGGAGAUCACACACACACAGGUCGUGUACAACACGUACGGACGCCGCCCGCAGCGGUGGGGGUGGAGUCUCAGAGGUCAGAUGACGAUGAGGCUGAUGACAUCACGGAUCGCAUCGUGAGGUCAGCCACUCAGGGCACAAGUCAGAGGGCAGUGCCCCGGGAGAGGAGGAGGUCACGAUUCAACCGCAAAUCACUGAGGCGGACUCUAAAAAGCGGUCUGACUCCAGACGAAGCUCUACUCCUUGGAUUCGCCGACGCCUCCGGAAUGCCAAUGUGACAUCAUCGCCCCCAUGGAAACGCACCCUGGAACGCCUUCGUGACCCCAUGUCACGCUUCUGCCUUCACCUCGCCCCGCCCCGCCCCCCAGAACACCCUGUCAGCCAAUCGGUAGCCUUGUUAGCAGCUUCUGUUGUACCGGAGGCGAAUCACGCGUUAGCUUCAUGUGUCUGUGGUUUAUAAUGGCGUCUUUGUUGAAGCCCCUCAAGGAAUGAAGGAGAAAAAAAAUUGAGACAAGGGAGAGUGAAAUGUAUUUUGUGGAAAAAGAGGAAGGUGGUUUUAAUGAGAAUAAAUCGAGAACGAAUCUCAAAAUGUGUCAUCUUCAAUAUGCCUCAUGGCUUGAUUCAUCACUUUGAUUAUAAUUUAUAUUUGUCGUUUAUUUAACUGUUACAGCAUAUAGAUAUGAAAGAAACAAAAGGGAGAAUAUUUGUUGCUUGCUGCGUUUCUACCUACCUACAGCAGGACUAUAACUUACUGCGUUUCUACCUACCUACAGCAGGACUAUAACUUACUGCGUUUCUACCUACCUACAGCAGGACUAUAACUUACUGCGUUUCUACCUACCUACAGUAGGACUAUAACUUACUGCGUUUCUACCUACCUACAGUAGGACUAUAACUUACUGCGUUUCUACCUACCUACAGUAGGACUAUAACUUACUGCGUUUCUACCUACCUACAGUAGGACUAUAACUUACUGCGUUUCUACCUACCUACAGCAGGACUAUAACUUACUGCGUUUCUACCUACCUACAGUAGGACUAUAACUUACUGCGUUUUUACCUACCUACAGUAGGACUAUAACUUACUGCGUUUCUACCUACCUACAGUAGGACUAUAACUUACUGCGUUUCUACCUACCUACAGUAGGACUAUAACUUACUGCGUUUCUACCUACCUACAGUAGGACUAUAACUUACUGCGUUUCUACCUACCUACAGCAGGACUAUAACUUACUGCGUUUCUACCUACCUACAGUAGGACUAUAACUUACUGCGUUUUUACCUACCUACAGUAGGACUAUAACUUACUGCGUUUCUACCUACCUACAGUAGGACUAUAACUUACUGCGUUUUUACCUACCUACAGCAGGACUAUAACUUACUGCGUUUCUACCUACCUACUGUAGGACUAUAACUUACUGCGUUUCUACCUACCUACAGUAGGACUAUUACUUACUGCGUUUCUACCUACCUACAGCAGGACUAUAACUUACUGCGUUUCUACCUACCUACAGCAGGACUAUAACUUACUGCGUUUCUACCUACCUACAGCAGGACUAUAACUUACUGCGUUUGUACCUACCUACAGCCGGACUAUAACUUACUGCGUUUCUACCUACCUCCAGUAGGACUAUAACUUACUGCGUUUCUACCUACCUACAGCAGGACUAUAACUUACUGCGUUUCUACCUACCUACAGCAGGACUAUAACUUACUGCGUUUCUACCUACCUACAGUAGGACUAUAACUUACUGCGUUUCUACCUACCUACAGUAGGACCUUAACUUACUGCGUUUCUACCUACCUACAGCAGGACUAUAACUUACUGCGUUUCUACCUACCUACAGCAGGACUAUAACUUACUGCGUUUCUACCUACCUACAGCAGGACUAUAACUUACUGCGUUUCUACCUACCUACAGCAGGACUAUAACUUACUGCGUUUCUACCUACCUACAGCAGGACUAUAACUUACUGCGUUUCUACCUACCUACAGUAGGACUAUAACUUACUGCGUUUCUACCUACCUACAGCAGGACUAUAACUUACUGCGUUUGUACCUACCUACAGCCGGACUAUAACUUACUGCGUUUCUACCUACCUCCAGUAGGACUAUAACUUACUGCGUUUCUACCUACCUACAGCAGGACUAUUACUUACUGCGUUUCUACCUACCUACAGCAGGACUAUAACUUACUGCGUUUCUACCUACCUACAGCAGGACUAUAACUUACUGCGUUUCUACCUACCUACAGUAGGACCUUAAGUUACUGCGUUUCUACCUACCUACAGCAGGACUAUAACUUACUGCGUUUCUACCUACCUACAGCAGGACUAUAACUUACUGCGUUUCUACCUACCUACAGCAGGACUAUAACUUACUGCGUUUCUACCUACCUACAGCAGGACUAUAACCUACUGCGUUUCUACCUACCUACAGCAGAACUAUAACUUACUGCGUUUUUACCUACCUACAGCAGGACUAUAACUUACUGCGUUUCUACCUACCUACAGUAGGACUAUAACUUACUGCGUUUCUACCUAACUACAGUAGGACUAUAACUUACUGCGUUUCUACCUACCUACAGUAGGACUAUAACUUACUGCGUUUCUACCUACCUACAGUAGGACUAUAACUUACUGCGUUUCUAUCUACCUACAGUAGGACUAUAACUUUUUAUUCAAGCUUUAGGGUUUAAAGACAGAAUCAAGUUUCACUCAUUUCCUCUCACAGUAAAGAAUGGGGUCAUGACCUUUUGACAACAACAGCAUUGGAGCAGGAAUUCUAAAGGCUGACCAUCACGAUUCAAUAAUUACACACACUGCUUUUGUAGUCUAAGGGACAACAACUGUCACAAUAAGCUUCUCAAUCAUUUUACCAGGUAACACAUUUACAGCAACAACCGGGGGAAUAGUUACAAGAAAGAGGAAUGAGCCAAUUGGAAGCUGUGGAGGAUUAGGUGGCCAUAAUGGUAUGAGGAAUUUAUCCAGGACACCAGGGGUUAACACCCCUACUCUUAGGAUAAGUGCCAUGGGAACUUUAGUGACCACAGAGAGUCAGGACACCCGUAUAACAUCCCAUCCGAAAAACGGCACCCUACACAGGGCAAUAUCCCCAAUCACAGCCCUGUGAUAUUUUUUUUAGAUCAGAGGAAAGAGUGCCUCCUACUGGCCCUCCAACACCACUUCCAGCAGCAUCUGCUCUCCCAUCCAGGGACCGAUUAGGACCAACCCUGCUUCACUCCAGAGGCAAACCUGCAGUGGGAUCCAGGGUGAUGUAUGUUGCUGGCUUAGAGUAUUUUCUUCUCAUCGUUUUUAGUGAGAAACUCGUGAUUUACAUGUGUCAUGCAUCAGAUCAGAAUAUCUCAUUCAUUAGAUGUGUGUGUUUGGUGUGUCUUUUUUGUUGUUUUACAGAUAUCCUACAGUAUCUUUUUUUUUCUGACAUAUUUCUCAUCAACUUUCUCUCUCCGUUCAUACCUUUUGCUCCAGAGUUUUUUACCGGUUACAUUGACAGGGGGGAAAAAAAAAAAAAACCAGACUGGCCAUAUUAUAGUACAGAGAGUACUAGCCUCCACCUAGACCACGCCCAUCUGAACUGUCACUGUGUUGUAUUGUUUCUUAUUGGUCGAGUUGAAAAUAAAUCUCAUGAGAGUUUUCAUUGAUGUUGUACUACGUUUUUUUUUUCCUUCUUCGUUUUAACAAAUUUGUUUUUACUUAAAUGGAUUAUUGUUUAAUUUAUACCCGUUGUUUCUCAACAAGAAGAAAAUAGAAUUAUAAUUAAAAAAAUAAAAAUAAAGGAAUAUCAGACAACGUUUCAGAGAAAACUGUUUAUAAAUUAUAAGAACAACAUUUUUUAAAAAAUAAGUUGAAAUGUAAAGUAUUUUGAAGGAAAAUGAAAAUGCAAAGCAAUCUGUAUAGAUGUUACUGCCAUCUGCGUUGGGCUCAUUUGAUGUUUUAGUGUGUUUUUAUGUUCGUAUUAUAUUGUAAUAAAAUCUGUAGAACGGUGUUCUAUAGCCUGAGAGACAAA